Messenger RNA from Caenorhabditis angaria, 1587 nucleotides. The record is from the annotation of a GenBank genome assembly. Lineage: Eukaryota; Metazoa; Nematoda; Chromadorea; Rhabditida; Rhabditidae.
AUGUUUAGAAUCCUUGCAAUCAUCUCUUCUUUCAUUGUUUUAGUUCAAUCUUGUAGUGAUUCAUCAAGCAAGUAAGUUUUAUUAGUUUCCUAAUAAAUAUCAAAUAAUCAAUAAACUUUUCAGUUGUGCAAAUUGGGUAGCAAAUGGUUUUUGUAAAUCUCCAAAUUAUUCAUAUUCACAAAAGAAAGCAAAUUGUGCUCAAAGUUGUGGUUUUUGUGGUACAACAUCAACAGCAUCUGGUUCAGCAACAACAGAUUGUCAAGAUAAUCAAGCAACAUGUGGAUAUUGGGCAUCAAAUGGUUUUUGUACAAAUCCAUUUUAUUCAAAAGCAUUAAAAACUCAAUAUAAGAUAGGUUAAAUUUGAAAAGUUGCCGGUUUUGACGAAAAAAUCAAAUAUCUGUCCAAAUCAUUAGCUUUAAAUUUGAAAAUCAAUGAAAAUAUUCAAUCGAUAAAUGUUACUGUACUUUUGAUUAAAAAUAGGCAAAUAUUUCAGUUUAUUUUAUUUGAAUUAGAAACGUUGUAUUUAUUUUCAGAAUCUAACGAUUUGAUCCCAACCCAAAUCGUUAUAUUUUGAAAACAAAAAAAAUAUUAUUUGUGACUAAAAACGUGACCUUCUAUUUUUAAAAUCUAACGAUUUCAUCCUGGCUCAAAUCGUUAGAUUUUGAAAAUCCGAAAAAAGUCAUUGUUUAUAUUUGUUUUACAAUUCAUGGGCACCAUAGCAUGUUCUACAAACUUUUAUAAUUGUCUGUAUUGCCCAAAACAACUCCAUAAGUCAUUUUAACGCAUCUCGUCUCGAAGCGAAUAAGAUUGAUCAGUUCAAAAAAAGAGAAAUGGCGAAAUCCAACCAGAAAACGUGUGACACGUAUUAUUUUUCGUUGGAUUUAGUCAUUUCUCUUUUUGAAAUUGUUUCAUCUCGACGUAAUUUUUGAGGCAAUAUGUCUAAAAAAUUUCUUGGUGUGGUUCUGGAAAAUGACACCAACAGUUUUUGGAAACUUAUCAUAUGUGAAUGAAAUGCAAAAAACAUAUGAAGAAUGAUUUCGGUUAAAUUUUCAAAAUCUAACGAUUUGAGCUCGGAUCAAAUCGUCAGAUUUAGAAAAUAAAAGGUCACGUUAGAAAAUAAAUUUUCACCACGCACAGCCAAAAUUAAAAUAUAACGGUUUGUGCUCGGCGCAAAUCGUUAUUUUUCGAAAAUCAGAAUUUGUUCUUUUAAAAAUAUAUGGUUUUUACAAAAACAUAUUCGGCCAUAAAAAUUCAUUAUAUUUUUGUUGGAUUUAUAACAAAAAAUAUAAAUUUAUGUAUCUUGGAUAAAAGUAUUAUUUUUAAUUUUUUUGCGAUGAUUUUUUCUUUUUUUAUAAUUAUUGUCCAAAACCGGCAACUUUUCAAUUUUAACCUAUCUUAUAUUGUGCAAAUACUUGUAAUUUAUGUCCAACAACAGAUUCAACAACUGAUUCAACUACAACAACAGCAUGUGUUGAUAAUAUUAAAUAUUGUUCAUCUUGGGCAGCAAGAGGUUAUUGUACUAAUUCAUUUUAUACUGAUACUCAAAGAAAACAAUUUUGUGCCAAAACUUGCAGUUUAUGCACUUAA